Molecule: messenger RNA, 4008 nt
Organism: Closterium sp. NIES-65
Lineage: Eukaryota; Viridiplantae; Streptophyta; Zygnematophyceae; Desmidiales; Closteriaceae
Source: the annotation of a GenBank genome assembly
AUGCCGGAGCCAAGCGCCGUGUGGCUGGUGGACAUCAGCAAGACCAUCGAAUCCGCCAUUGGCGCUCUCGCGCGCGCUAACCUCGAUGCUAAGAGCCACAACGGCAGAGUACAACUUGUACUCGUUACAGUCACAGCAGGCAUGAGCGGGAGUGCCUCACCAGCGCACGGCAUGGCGGGGAAGAUGUCAUUCGCGCGGCAGCUGCAGGCACAGGCGACGAAGAGCGAGGAGGACGAGGUCUACCCCACCUCCGGCCACAAGCAGAGCGCUGCAGACCUUGCCUCGCCCUCGACACGCCCAGCCAUUACGAUGCACACGGAGGCAGCGGAGGCAUGGGAGAGAGGGCUGUGCAUCGCAGCCGUCAAGUUCAAGGCGCAGCGGCUCUACAUCAGUAACACGCCGCCCCCUAAGAAGGCAAGAGCCGCUGAAAGGGUCAGGUCAGGAUUCAUUAUGCCGCCUCUUCUGCUCCCUUUCCCCUGCGCCUCCUGCAGUCGGCGCCUGUUCCGGAAGCAUGAGCCUGCACCAAUCAUGGAUUUCCCGCUGGACCUCCUCCCCUCCACCUGCACGCUGCUCAUCCCCAAGGCCGACAAGCUCAUCACGCUCCAGGGCCACCUCAACGCAUCCGCACUGUCCAUCGAAACCCUCCUCCUGAUCAACGGCCUCAGUGCUCCCUCAGCGCUGCACAGCUUCAACGGCAGCAGAGGCCCGUCGCCCUCCCGCAAGGGCCUGCCUCCUCUCUCCCCUCGAGGUUUCACCCCGCGCCUCUUCUCCCCGCGUACAGCCUCCCCCACUGAUACCACUGACCCCCAGCUGGGGAACCCCCACCACCAGGCGAAUUCUGCUUUUCAAGGGAAUUCCCUCCAAGGGGUUUCCCACCGUGCGGAGGUGUAUCGGCCGGGAUUGCCGCCGUCGCCGCCAGCUGUUUGCUCGCCGUCCACUGCAGCAGCCGUGGCGUAUUCUGCCGCACUGGCCUCAGGCCCAACAGGCACUUCAUCGCUCUCCUCAUCAGCAGCCGCAGCAGCAGCAGGAGCAGCAGGGGUGACUGGGAUCGACCCGCGUGUGCAACCCCCAUCUCCGCGCAUCCACUUCCGCCCCUUCAACGUGUCGGCCUCGUUCGCCUCGCGCUCCAUCAAGCGUCGCAUCCCCUCCGCCUCCAUGCGCGCUGCCUUUGUGCGCCGCAUGCUCAGCCCCAGCGGUGCCCGCCGCGGCAGGGCAGCGGGCGCUGACAGCUCUGACGGUGACGACAGCAGUGGCAUCGGCAGCAGCCACCACUUUUUCAACCGUGCUAGAGGGUUCUCCCUCAGUGGCAGUUUCGGCAGCCACAGCAGGGUCAGUGCUGGGGCAUCUGGAGCAGCUGCUGGUGCUGGUGCUGGUGGUGGUGCUGGCGCUGGUGGUGGUGCUGGUAGUGGGGAGCUGCUGAGGGCGCGGCUGCAGAGGCAGAACUCGUUUUCCAAUCUCGAGGCUCUCAUGGCUGCUGGCACUUGCUCCGGCACCUUUGCUGUCGGCUCCGGCGCCCCCCUGCUCGGCACUGGCGGUUACUACGGUGACACUGAUUUCCCCACCACUGCUUCUAAUGGUGUCGCUGCCGCUGCUGCUGCUAGUGCUGCUGCUGGUGCUGGAGGUGUUGCUGCUGGUGCCGGUGCGGGUGGGUUCAGUGGGGGUUCGUUGGCAGACGCGGUGCAGAGGGCGGCGAGGGCGGGGGCGAUGGCGGGGAGGGGGCGCAGCAUGAUACCCCAGUCGGAGCCGCUGUGCCUGGGCAUGUCGGCUGCUGUUCUCAUGGACGACUCGGAUGAUGAGGACGAGGAGGAGGAGAGAGGGAGCGAGAUGGGGAGCGAGAGGGGUGAGGAGAGUGGGAGUGAGCGAGGAAGGAGUGAGAAGGCCGGGAGGCUUGGACUACCAUUGAAUCUGGGCGCGCGACCGCCAACACCUCCCAAAUCCCCUGUGGCACGGUCCAUGGCAAGCUGCCCUGUCAGCAGCGCUGCCAGCAUUCCCGAGCUGGAGGAGGGCGAGGAGGAAGAGGACGAGGAGGAUGCAGGGAACAAGGUCCCGCAACGCACCACAGCUAGCCACAGCAUGAGCAUGGCACAGCCUGCGCAUCAAGCCAGCUUCACGGGCUCGGAUAGAGGUUCGGCUGGACCGUCUCCUCCAUCCAACCCGCCCGCCACACCACCCCGGACUCACAUUUCCUCUCGCGCGUUUCCCAACCGCCCCUCUCCACCAUCUGCCCUCUCUGCCCUCCCCAAUUCUCCUCCUAUUUCCACUUCCUCCAAAUCGCCUCCCCCUCAGGCACCCAUAGCCCUUCUCAUCCCCAGCAACCCUCUUGAGACUCUUGAGACGGCGUUCAGCAGCCCACGGUUAUCCCUCUCACCGUCCAGCCCCCAUUACUCUGCGCAAGCUCCCACCACCCCUCGCCUGCCCAAGUCACCUGGUACCCCCACCAGCUUUCCCACCCAAGCACCCACCACGCCUCGCCUACCCAAGGCGUUUUCCAACCCCAACCCGCCCACAACCCCACCCGGACUUGCCCUGACCAAAUCCUCCUCCAUCUCGGUUCUUGCCCAGCUGCCCUCCAGCCCUAAGGGUGUGUUGGGUGCCGUGCACAUGCCCUCCACCCCUCUGGGUGUGCUGGGGGCUGCGCACAUGCCAUGCACCCCUGAGGCCAUGCAGUUGCCCUCCACGCCUCGGCCUGCGCUGGCACCUCUGUGUGGGGCAGCCCUUGACUUGUCUCACGACUCGCCUCAGGAGUCGCUUCAAGACUCCGCAUACGCUUCUCUCCCCGAGUAUUCCUCCUCCAGCAGCCUCUCAGCCUGGUCGCCUGCUCGCUCUGAGGCCAGCAGUGCCUCCCUUCUCUUCCGAACCGAAUCCCGAACCUCCACCGAGUCCUCCCGACCCUCCACCGAGUGCCGGACCUUCUCCCGAGCCGAGAUCCUCCAGGCCACCGACCACUUCUCCCCGAAAACCAUCCUCACUAAAACCGUCCUCGGUACCCUCCACAAGGGCACGCUCUUCGGCUCUACCGUCGCCGUGAAACGCCUCGAGCACGCAAGCUCAUGCGAGGAAGAAGAUUUUCAGCGAGAAGUGAGCAUACUGUCCAAAGUUCGCCACCCGCACGUGGCGCUCAUGAUGGGGCAGUGCCCCGAGGAGCGCUGCAUAGUCUACGAGCACCUCCCAGGCGGCUCCCUCCUCGAGCGCCUCGCCAAAACCCCCGGCACCAAGCCGUGGGCCCCGCUGACAUGGCACGACCGGAUCCGCGUGUCGUGCGAGCUGGCGGCAGCCCUGGUGUUCCUCCACUGCCACGACCCGCCCAUCGUCCACGGGGACUUGCGUCCGGAAAAUAUCCUUCUGGACCGAAACAAGCGCAGCAAGGUGGGCGAUGUGGGGAUUGCUCAGUUCGUGGGGCAGGGCGAUGUGCUGCCUGAAACGUGGCGUCUGUCUGGGUCUGUCGGGUACAUAGACCCGUCUGAGAUGCAGACCGGGGAGGUGACGGGGAGGAGCGAUGUGUAUGCGCUGGGGUUGAUAAUCCUCCAGCUGCUUCUUGGGCAGCCGAAUAUCCGCGCGCUGCACAAGCAGCUGAUGCCAUUCAAGCGGGCGGGCGGGGCGGUGGAGGCAGCCGUUGAUGAGCUGAUGUGCUGUUUGGAUCCUGCGGCUGGGAUUUGGCCGCGGAAGGUGGCUGAGAGGAUGCUGGCAAUGGCGCUGCUGUGCGUGCUGAACGAUGCUGAGGCCCGGCCGGACUUUGUGGGGUGUGUGUUUCCGGAGCUGAGGCAUGUGGGGCAGUGGGCCGAGGCGGAGAGGAAGAGGCGGUGCCCGGGGCAGGAGGAGAAGCUGAUGUGCCCCUUGAGCAAGACACGAAUGCAGGACCCUGUGAUUGCUGCUGAUGGCUACACAUACGAGAGGAGGUUUAUAGAGGAGUGGUUCAAGGGCAGCACGGUCUCCCCCAAGACUGGCAAGCCUCUCUCUCACAAGGCGCUGAUUCCGAACCUCACUAUACUAGCAUUUGUGAACAGCUAA